Molecule: messenger RNA, 1162 nt
Organism: Arabidopsis thaliana (thale cress)
Lineage: Eukaryota; Viridiplantae; Streptophyta; Magnoliopsida; Brassicales; Brassicaceae
Exons: 1
Coding region: 460-930 (156 amino acids)
Source: RefSeq, marked reviewed
AAUCACACAUGCCAGCCUGACCAGCCCCAAUAGUCUUCACGUGAGAUCUAACCCACCGGUGACGCUAAACCUCCGGCCAACUCAAUCUUGUCUGCUUGCCGGUCCUGCCUCUGUCUGCCACGUGGCAUCUUCCUCCCUCACAAGUCACCACCUAUGCUCCUUCCUCUCUCAUUAUUCGCCACGUUCUCUCUCCUUAUUUCCCGAACUACCCUUCACGUAAGGGUCCGUUUCGGCAGAAACUAUAACCCACCAUGCGCUGUCAUGUUUACUUGUUAUCACUACACGACACUUCCUACGUGGACUUAGAUUCUUGAUGCUGUCUUCUUCUUCUUCCUUUAGUAUAUAUAAACUCGUCACAAGGUCGUCUCUUUCAAUUCACAAUCACAACUCUUAAGAAUAAAUUUAAACUCACGAGUCAAGUCAGAGAGUUAAACGUUUUCAAAGACACUUAAACUAAAAAUGGGAGCGUGCGCUUCACGUGAAUCUUUGAGGAGUGAUUCAGCGAAGCUGAUAUUACUCGACGGUACUUUACAGGAGUUCUCAUCUCCGGUCAAAGUUUGGCAGAUUUUGCAAAAGAACCCUACGAGUUUCGUCUGUAACUCAGACGAAAUGGACUUCGACGACGCAGUUUCAGCUGUCGCCGGCAACGAAGAGCUCCGAUCAGGGCAGCUCUAUUUUGUCUUACCUCUGACGUGGCUCAACCAUCCGUUAAGGGCGGAGGAAAUGGCGGCCUUGGCCGUGAAAGCUAGUUCGGCGUUGACCAAGAGCGGUGGCGUCGGUUGGGUUUCCGGCGACGACGAUGUAACGACAUCGGAAAAAACUUACCAAAAGAAAAACAUUGCCGGAGUUAAGACAAACGGUGGUGGCGGAAGAGGUUGCGGUAAAGGGAAGAGGCGAUUCACGGCUAAUUUGAGCACGAUCGCCGAGUAGGGUCAAUUUAGUCAUUUUGAGAAAAAUGGACCGACGUAUAAAUUGUAAUUAGAAAUGUUUGACUUUUUUUUUAUGGAGAACAAAUUAUCCAGUAGAUGUUUUUUUUUAUUGCUCAGUAAUUGAGAAAUGGGCACGAGGAUGAAGAUAUUCCAUUGAUGUGAUUCCAAUCUUAAUAACAUUGCAAUUUCGUAGCUAUAUAAAUCAUUUCAUGUGUAAUAUUAUCCAUCUUGUU